Penicillium taxi is the source of this 1413-nucleotide messenger RNA. RefSeq lists its product as uncharacterized. NCBI's taxonomy places the organism in Eukaryota, Fungi, Ascomycota, Eurotiomycetes, Eurotiales, Aspergillaceae. The transcript has 3 exons. Gene Ontology annotation, molecular function: flavin adenine dinucleotide binding; N,N-dimethylaniline monooxygenase activity; NADP binding. The record is from RefSeq and is a predicted model, not a curated record. Bases 1 to 1413 code for a protein of 470 amino acids.
AUGGCAAUCGUUAAGAGCGUAGCUGUUAUCGGCGCUGGUCCAUCGGGAGCUAUCGCAGUCAAUGCGCUGGCGCAAGAGAAGACUUUCGAUGUAAUUCGUGUCUUUGAACGCCAAGAGAAAGCUGGUGGAUGCUGGGUCUCGAGAGAUGAUGAACCACCAAGGAAAUUCGACUUUGAAGCCUUGGCGGCGCGCACAGCGGAUUCGCCUUUAGAGAUUCCGGCACAGCUUCCUUGUCGGACACCUGCAAUCUCUCAAGAUCGCUUUACAGACUCCCCUAUAUAUCCGGGACUAGAGACUAACGUCGAUGCGAGGGCCAUGGCUUUCUCGCAAGAGGUUAUCCCCACUAUUAGGUCUGAGUGGUCCAUUGUACGCCACGGACCCGAGACUCCAUUCCGACACCAUUCCGUGAUGCAGAAGUAUGUUGAUGACCUUUUCACUAAAAAAGGGUUUGAAGGUCUGGUUGAGUAUCAUACCACGGUUGAGCGUGCAUUUAAAGAACCCAAUCAGAAAUGGGGUUUAACUCUUCGCCGUAGAGAGAUUCACGAUGGGAAAUUAUCGGAUUAUUGGUGGAUUGAGACUUUCGAUGCAGUCGUCAUUGCAUCAGGUCAUUACGCUGUACCUUAUAUCCCUUCUAUUCCAGGUUUAGAGGAAUUUGCUCUGCGUUAUCCUGGCCAAGUUGAGCAUACAAAGCACUACCGUGGACCUGAGAGGUAUCGGGGAAAGAAAGUCGUUGUUGUUGGCGCGUCUGUGUCUGCGGCAGAUACUGCUGUCAGUCUGAUUGAGAGUGCACAAGCACCAAUCCACGCUGUCGUCCGUGGUCGAUAUAACCCAUACUUUGGCGAUACAGCAUUCCAACACCCUAAGAUCCAACGCCACCCACCCAUUACCCACAUCACAGAUCGUACUGUAUAUUUUGAAGAUGGCACAUCCGAGCCGGACGUGGAUCACAUUAUCUUCGGUACUGGCUUUACCUGGACACUACCAUUCCUGCCACAGAUCACGACCCGCAACAACCGCGUCCCUGAGUUAUACCAACAUGUAUUCUACCGCCACGACCCGACUCUAGUCUUUGUCGGAGCUGUUGGUGCCGGACUUACAUUCAAGGUAUUCGAGUGGCAGGCCGUAGCAGCAGCUCGUGUUCUGGCUGGCCGAGCAACUUUACCUUCUGUGGCAGAGCAAGAAAAAUGGGAAAAUGACCGCAUCGCAGAGAAAGGGGACGGCCCUGCAUUCACGGUCAUCAAUCCCGACUUUGAGGCCUAUUUCGAAGGACUGCGUGCUCUUGCGGGCGAGCCACGUAACGGGGCUGGACGGCCACUACCACCGUUCGAUCAGAAAUGGGUGAAGAUCUUCAAUGAGGGCCAUGAGCGACGAAAGAAGAUGUGGAGACGUGCUAAUCUGGCUGCACGCCUAUAG